AUGGACCCCGACGUCGACAUGAUCAACGCCGAGGCCGUGAAGCUCAUCGCGAAGGCAGCGGAAUUUUUCAUCGAAGAGUUGAGCCGGGCCAGCUACACGGAAGCUGUGUUGGACAAGAGAAAGACGGUUCAGGCAAAGGAUAUUGGAAAGGUCAUCGCGGCCAACCCGGUUUUCGAAUUCCUCGAGGACGCGUUGGACGAUUGGUAUGAGGAUAUGGCCGAGGAGGAUAUUGUUGAGGCGGCGCAAGGAGACGAAACACAGCCCCCAGAGACCCUAGCCGAAGAUGAGGGUAUUCUAGAUGAGAUCUCCCCUGACCUCCCGGAAACCGCCGACCCCGACCAAACCAUUGCCGAAGAGGAGAACGAGGAGAUGGAAGAAGCG
This is a messenger RNA of Mesorhabditis spiculigera, 381 nucleotides long. The record is from the annotation of a GenBank genome assembly. NCBI's taxonomy places the organism in Eukaryota, Metazoa, Nematoda, Chromadorea, Rhabditida, Rhabditidae.